Micromonas commoda is the source of this 761-nucleotide messenger RNA. RefSeq lists its product as hypothetical. The transcript has a single exon. Lineage: Eukaryota; Viridiplantae; Chlorophyta; Mamiellophyceae; Mamiellales; Mamiellaceae. The record is from RefSeq and is a predicted model, not a curated record. Bases 1 to 687 code for a protein of 228 amino acids.
AUGCUCGCUUUUUUUUACACCUGCGCUUUCGUGUGUGCCGCGUGGCUACCCUUCGUGUGGCACCACAGGGAGAUCCACGGCGUGGUGAGCGUCACCCACUGCGCGCUGACGCUGUUCAACGCCGUCAACCUCCUCAUCUGCCUGUGGGAGAACGCGCUCUUCAUCCAUCGGGCGAAGGUCAGGCGGGUGUACCUGAGGUUCAAGAAGCAGGUGGGCGACAGGAACUUCCCGUCGCCGCUUUGCCUGUUCGAGAACAUCACCCUACGUCAGGCGCUGUCGUACGAGUACUGGAGCGUCAUAUGGAGCACCUACUCGCUGCUGGACCCGAGCUACAGCGAUCAGAAAUCCUUCGGGUUUUGGAUCGACAGCGGCAACGGCGUGGUCACCGUCGCGCCCACGCUGCUGCUCUCGUGGUUCGCCACGUGGGACGCGCUCCCGCACGGGCUCGGCACCCUCUCCCCGAGGUUCAUCGGCGCCCUCGGGAUGACGUUCAACUGGCAGAUGCUCUACGGCACUUUGCUGUACUUUGGCAACUACGUAUUACAGGGGUAUUACAGGGGCACGUCCGGGGCGUACGUGGCUGUGGUGUGCGUCGCCAACGGGAUCUGGAUCGCGUUUCCGGCGUGGUGGAUGUGGGUGUGCUGGGGGAUCGUCGAGUCGAACUCGUUCGCGUCGCUCAGGACGUGAGGUCGUUCAAGCGGGGGGCGCGGCGUCGGCGCAGUUGAGUUUAUUGGCAAUUUUUGGCGACGCUAAAACUAAAA